Puccinia triticina is the source of this 1275-nucleotide messenger RNA. RefSeq lists its product as uncharacterized. The transcript has 2 exons. NCBI's taxonomy places the organism in Eukaryota, Fungi, Basidiomycota, Pucciniomycetes, Pucciniales, Pucciniaceae. Bases 1 to 1275 code for a protein of 424 amino acids. The record is from RefSeq and is a predicted model, not a curated record.
AUGGAUAUCCCAGAGCAAUGGAUCGAAGAACAUGAAGGAGAACCACAGCCAUGGAUGCUUGAAUUUGAUCAGGAGGCAUUUGAUCGAGACCCGGUACAAUGGAUGCGAGAACACGCUCAUGAAAUUAAUGAUACGGAACCUAUCCUCAUAUGUAGUCUUGCACUGCCUCGCGAUCCAGCUUUACUCGUAACUGCAUUUGAAGAUCUGAUCGGAAAAACGGAAAGAUGCAUCGAUGAAUUUUAUGACAACCAACGCCGUUUACAAGUGUCGUCCGACUUUAGCAGCCACUCCCGCCAAAUCGAAAAGAUCCUUUUGCCGUCCUUGCGAGACAAACUUUCCCGCGUGUGCGAUAUUUUGUUCGGUCCCGCUCACUUCGAGCAAAUUGAACCUUCGAAGUUUCAAGCCGGAUUGAAAGCCCUCAAAGAAGUUGAGGGCGUCGUCGAUCACAUUUUUACCUCAAUGACCUCAUUUUGGCUCCCCAGUGAUCCCGCGGAAAUGGGCCCAGCGAACCUCCCAGACGUAACGAGCUAUCGAGGCGAAUUCACCCAAACGAAGAUGCUCGAUCUUAUGGAAAGUCUAUCGGGAUUGUUUCAGAUAUAUGGUGGUGUGUUACACAUCUCGAUGAGAGUAUCCGACAUGCGAGUAGGACACUAUGGAUGGAGAAAGUUGAUUAACGAUACACACAUCAUGAGGGAUUAUAUAGAUGACGUCGUCAAAUGGCUUGGGCUGUCGGAUCUCGGAGUUCUUCAGGAAGAGUGGAGGACAAUGGCGCAAGAGGCUGAUCAUUUGAUCCAAGAUCUAGGAUCCUUACCGGUCUUCAAAUCUUACCAACGAUUGCAGCAAGACUUCCUGUCACUCGUCAAAAUAUCCAGACUAUUCUACAAAACGAUUUCCAAAGCCAACAAGACCAAAUCUCAUCCAAUCUCGGAGAUGCCUCCAAUUCAGCUCGCGAAAUUCAUCCACGCGACACUUACGUCCGGCGUCCCACAAGCUUUGAUGACCACCUUUGAAAUACCGAAUCCUAUGAAUCACGCUGUUGGCAUGGAGACGCCUAGUCUUCUGAACUGCUUUAGAGGACCCAUCAAGAUUCUAAACGAGUAUUUGGACGAUCAAGCUUCUAAUCCAACUUCAACUCCAGCCCAGUCUCACCAUGAGUUCCUCGAAUGGUACACAAUAUGGAAGGAACAGUUCAAACUGGCUGUUACCCGUUUUCUCGCUACAUUCAAAGCAGUUCACAUGGCUUUAAGAGACAAUGUGGAGCCGCAAUUUGCUUGA